GAAACUUCAUUCACGGUGGUGGUUCACUUCCGAAGGCGCUACGGGUUCGCCAUUCUCACGGUCUACAUCCCGUCCACCUUCUUCGUCUGCAUCGCUUACCUCACUACCUUCUUUCCCGUCUCGAAUUUGCAGGUCCGUGUCAUCAUCGCGCUGACGGCCAUGCUGGUGCUGACGACCCUGCUGAACCAGGUGUCAGCGCAGCUCCCGAGGAAUUCCUACUUCAAAGCCCUCGACAUGUGGAUGUUCGGCGCCAUAGGACUCAUCUUCUCCAUCCUCAUCAUGCAGACUGUGGUGGACGUUGCUCAUAGGAAGGCACAGGAGACGGUUACUAAGGUAGUUCCAGCGGCGGAGAAAAGUGUUGGUCAAUUCGUGUCUGAAAAUCCCAGUAAUGAACAGCGUGCAAACAAGAUUUUAAAAUACAUGCAGAUUAUCUUUCCUCUUCUCGUGGGCUUGCUGGUGUUAAUAUACUCCAUUUACCUUAUUAGUUCCGUCUAGUGAUGUUUUGUUUAUUAUAGGAACGUUUCCCUCUGUAGUGUUCCUCAUCAUGAUCAUAGAAAACGUUGGUGUAACUUCUGGUAUACCUAUUUUAAAUUUCUAUAUUGUAUGUGUACAAAAACCCAUUUUUCUGCACUGAUAUCUCACACCUUUCCUCUUGGUUAUACUGAUUAUUCAACAGUGUAGAAGAAAUAGUAUCAAUGAUAUGGUCUGAAUUUGGAAUUAAUAUAUAUUUUAAUUUAACUGUGAUGUUAUUGUGUGGAUGACAACAAAAGAAAUGUAGGUUAUAAU
Molecule: messenger RNA, 786 nt
Organism: Penaeus monodon (black tiger shrimp)
Lineage: Eukaryota; Metazoa; Arthropoda; Malacostraca; Decapoda; Penaeidae
Exons: 4
Coding region: 160-495 (111 amino acids)
Biological process (GO): monoatomic ion transport
Cellular component (GO): membrane
Source: RefSeq, a predicted model, not a curated record